GCGCGGGGCGUGGCGGCGCUGCACGCUCCACUUGGAGUUGCUGUGAUCCAAAGGAACCGCGAAUUUCAAUUCGGGCACAUUUGCUCUGAUACCUCACCAGCCUUCCCUGAAGCAAAGCUGUCGUUCCCGGAAAUAGGGGUCAUGGCUGAUCAAAGCCAGGAGAUUGGUGGCAUUCAUUUCCCUUUUCCCUUCACACCAUAUUCCAUCCAGAAGGACUUCAUGGCAGAGCUAUACCAGGUGUUGGAGGCUGGCAAGAUUGGGAUAUUUGAGAGUCCAACCGGCACAGGAAAAUCCUUAAGUCUUAUCUGUGGGGCUCUUUCCUGGCUCCGUGACUUUGAACAGAAGAAACGUGGAGAAGAGGCACGUCUUCUUGAAUCUGAAACUGCCCCCUUAAAUGAUGAGAAGGACGAGCAGUCAUUUAUUUCAUCCUCCAGCCAAGAGACCCCAGACACCCUGAGGCCUGCUGGAGAACCCGACUGGGUUACGCAGUUUGUGCAGAAGAAAGAGAAAAGGGACCUGGUGGAUCGACUGAAGAAGGAGCAGAUCAGGAGAAAGAAGCGAGAAGAACGUCUACUGCAGCUCCGUCACAACACACAGCUCAAGUAUGCAGCCAAACGUGAGAGACUGGAGGAAGAAGAGACCGAGCAUCUUCUCCGCCUCAGCAAGGACAUACUGGCAGCAGGAACAGGGGCGGAGCCGCCAGAGCAGCUAGCAUCUGGGGAGGAGGAGCUGGUCCUCUCUGAGUACGAGAGUGACGAGGAGAAAGGAACAGCUAAUGGAUUAGAGGAGGAUGAGGAUGACCUGGAGGAAGAACAUAUAACUAAGGUAAGAUGCCAUGUCCUGGGCCUUCUGCUGUGA
Molecule: messenger RNA, 858 nt
Organism: Pteronotus mesoamericanus
Lineage: Eukaryota; Metazoa; Chordata; Mammalia; Chiroptera; Mormoopidae
Product: putative ATP-dependent RNA helicase DDX11-like protein 8
Exons: 6
Coding region: 142-858 (238 amino acids)
Biological process (GO): establishment of sister chromatid cohesion
Cellular component (GO): nucleus
Molecular function (GO): DNA helicase activity; hydrolase activity, acting on acid anhydrides, in phosphorus-containing anhydrides; ATP binding
Source: RefSeq, a predicted model, not a curated record